CGUCGUGCUUACUUUUUCUUCUACAAUAUUGGCAGCUCUAAUUCACAGCUGUGCUUUCUCGCUUGUGUGUCGUGCUUAAUAAGAGCAAAUUCCAUUAAAUUGAGCAACAUGUCCUACGGUGGCGGCUACAAUCCUUACGCUCAACCUGCUGGUGGCUAUGCUGCUCCCCCUGGAGCAUUUCCCCCACAAAAUGCUCAAGUCUCGCCACAAGCACAGCAAUGGUUCGCUAUGGUGGACAGAGACCGCUCUGGCAAGAUCAACUCUGCUGAGCUGCAGGCGGCUCUGAUCAAUGGGCGUGGCGAGCAAUUUUCGGACAAUGCAUGCAAACUCAUGAUAAGCAUGUUCGACAAUGACGCUAGUGGCACCAUCGAUAUCUUUGAGUUCGAGAAGCUUUACAACUAUAUCAAUCAAUGGCUACAAGUCUUUAAGACCUACGAUCAAGAUGGUUCUGGCCAUAUCGAGGAAAGUGAGCUAACGCAAGCUUUUACCCAAAUGGGCUUUCGCUUUUCGCCGGAAUUCAUAAAUUUCCUGGUGAAGAAGAGUGAUCCAAAUACCCACAAGGAGGUGUCGGUGGAUCAGUUUAUUGUGCUGUGCGUUCAGGUUCAGCGCUUCACGGAGGCUUUCAGGCAACGGGAUACCCAGCAGAAUGGCACCAUUACCAUUGGCUUUGAGGACUUCUUGACCGUUGCCAUCGGUUGUUCAUAUUGAAAACAGUUCCAGAACUCUUACAACUUGCAAUCAAAAGUAAACAGCACACACACAAAGCCUUUACUGAUGCAAAUCUAAUUCCGUUUUUUUUAAUAUAUGUAUGUAUGUAUGCAUUUCUUCUAAAUUAUGGUGUUAUGUUAGUUACGUUAUCUCUUAUCUCGCCAAUCACAUUGUAAUCUCCUCUGAAACAAAUUAAGUAUUGUUGUUUUUGCUGUUUGAUACACAUUAAGUACAAAAUCCCAAUAAAAAGUAAUAAUUAUAUA
Molecule: messenger RNA, 971 nt
Organism: Drosophila innubila
Lineage: Eukaryota; Metazoa; Arthropoda; Insecta; Diptera; Drosophilidae
Gene: Pef
Product: peflin
Exons: 4
Coding region: 109-708 (199 amino acids)
Biological process (GO): COPII vesicle coat assembly
Molecular function (GO): calcium ion binding
Source: RefSeq, a predicted model, not a curated record